GUGGAUGGAGGGAGCUGCCUGCUAACCAGUUGCAGUUGCAAUCCCUCCACCGGAGCAGAGGGCGAGAGGGUCCUUCUUCCCCUGCAGACCAGCGGCGCAAAAAUGGCGGGCUGUGAAGGCGACGUGUUGCGUUCAUGGUCCGGGUCAGCGUCGUCUGCGAGUAACGGGUUCACAUGUGUAGCUGUGCCCGCGUCCGAGGAGCAGAAACCGAGGAAGAGGAGGAGGGCUUUCUGCCUGACCAGGAUCAAGACCCGCAGCAGCUCCGGCGGUCAGACUGUGCAGGGUCAGCGUCAGCCCGCCGCGAACAACAACAACAACAUGCCGCUCAUGAUCCAAGAGAUCAAACACAUCUGCAGGAACUGCCGGGGAGCAGAGCCGCUGGACGCUGAGGAGGUGGAGAGGUUGGCAGCGAUGCGCUCUGAUUCGUUGGUUCCAGGCACACAUACGCCUCCCAUACGGCGGCGGAGCAAAUUCGCCACGCUGGGACGUCUCUUCAAACCCUGGAAGUGGAGGAAGAAGAAGAGCGAAAAGUUCAAACAAACGUCAGCUGUGCUGGAGAGGAAGAUGUCGACCCGUCAGAGCAGAGAGGAGCUCAUCAAGAAGGGGGUGCUGAAGGAGGUGUACGAGAAAGACGGCUCUUGCUCGGUCGUACGAGAGGAGGUGAAGAUGGAGAACGGGCGCUCUCCGGUGCUCGGCUCCAGCCUGUCAGCGUGUGAGAAUUCAGAGCUGAUGGAGGGAGCGGCUGGAGGCUCUCUGGAGUUUCAGAUGUCCGGUGACGGUGCAUGUCAACAGGACCACGGCCAAAAAUCCAUCCAGGGUCCGCCCACAAAGAAGUCAACGGUUUACCCGUCUGAUGGCGCCGAGUCACCACACAGACCUCCCACGCUACACAAACAACCUCCUGCGCUGCCACCCAAACCCUUCAACAGGCUACCUAAUCACAUGACAGACGGAGCCCCGGUGAAGCUGCCGUGUAUGUCAGUGAAGUUAUCUCCUCCUCUACCUCCAAAGAAGCUCCUUAUCUCCGUACCUGCCGGGAGCAUGGAGCCCUCUCCGCUAGCCUUCCAGAAGUGCCCCGCCCCUCCCAGCCACACUUCAAUGGGCGGCCACUCCCUGCAGUACGGGACGCUUCCUGUCGCCCUCCACCCCCCCAGCCGGAUCAUAGAGGAGCUGAACAAGACCCUGGCCCUCACCAUGCAGAGGUUUGAGAGCUCCAUGAUGCAUACCGUUCCCGCGGUGAUGAUCGAGUGUGACGACAACAAAGAGAACCUCCCCAACCAGACGGACUACCAUGACCCGUCCGGCAGGUACACGCACGAGGAAGAGGACGAGGAGGAGGAGGAGGAGGAAGAAGAGGAAGAGGAAGAUGAUGAGGAGGAAGAGGAUGAUGACGAGGAAGAGGAUGAUGAUACAUUUUUUACAAGCUCACUGGCCAUGAAGGUUUUACGGAAGGACUCUCUGGCCAUCAAGCUGAGUAACCGUCCUACCAAGAGGGAUCUGGAGGACAAAAACAUCCUGCCGAUGCAGUCGGACCAGGAGAGACUCGAGUUCCGACAGCAAACAGCCACCAAACUGACCAGGCGGUUGAGUCAGAGGCCUACAGCAGAGGAGCUGGAGCAGAGAAACAUACUCAAACCUCGGAACGAUCUGGAGGAGCAGGAGGAGAAGAGGGAGAUCAAGAGACAUUUAUCCAAAAAGCUCAGCCAGAGGCCGACCGUGGAGGAGUUGAGGGAGGCGAAGAUCCUGAUCCGCUUCAGCGACUACGUGGAGGUGGCCGAGGCUCAGGACUACGAUAGGCGAGCAGACAAGCCGUGGACGCGACUAACAGCUGCUGAUAAGGCUGCCAUCAGGAAGGAGCUGAACGAGUUUAAAAGCACAGAGAUGGAGGUGCACGAGUCGAGUCGGCAUCUGACCAGGUUUCACCGGCCAUAAAAUGGUUCAGUUCCGACCACGGCCGCGCUUUCUCCUCCUACACCGAGUCCCAGAUCGCUACCUGCUGCCCUCGUGCUGACUGCUCGCCUCUCCGGUGUCGACUUCAACACGACAAACUGGAAAAUGAACGCAACCUGUGUGCUGCCAUCUUCACAGGAAACCGGAACAAAGUCUUUUAGAAGUGCAGAUGGAUUCAAACUCUCACCUGGUGUCUCCCUUCAGAGGAGAUUUUAAAGACUUCUUGAUAUUCAAAGGCUUUUCUGUUUUUUUUUAUGAAGAAGGCGAUUUGUUUACUUUGCAGCACUCACAUCAAACAGAAUCUGUGCCAAUGUUGAGGGUGUGAAGGUGAAGAUGGGACUUUUUUUUAAUUUUUUAAUUUUGUACAAAUGGAUUGUUUAGUUGCCUUUAAUCAUGUUCUCACACACUUUUUUUUACUGGACUCUUUUCUUUGAGAGGUUUGCUUGUGUUGUCACAGACGACAUUCUCUGUGGCUGUUUUCAAAACCCCCUACUACACUAGAAGUACAUACUGAUUUGGCCAAAAUGCAAAGUACCAUAUGCGAACAAAGUAUGCAUCACACCAGUCUCCCUCACGUACCGUUUCCCACAAUGCAAGGCAUCAGGUCAGAGAUAGAAAUGACAGACAGCAACGUCCAUGCUUAACAGAGGAAAUAAUCACAGUCAGGCCAAACCACACAAAGAUACCACUAAUUCUCUUUUUUGACUCUCAAAAUCAUAAAAAUCUAAAUUAAUCGCUGCGAGGUUUAUUUUUUUCAGACGAUGACUUGAUGCUACACCGUAGUAGCGUUUGCCAUCAGCUGGGCUGUUGUUUACUUCCUCAUUCCAAGGCCUGGCAUACUGCAGAAUAACCAUCCACUGGCAGUAAUACCACAAACUACUGUUGAAUGUAGUAUGCAGCCGAUGCAUAAGUGUAAAAUCCUGCAGUUCCUCGAGAGUCAACUUGAGGCUAACUCCAGGAACACCAGAAGUCACAUACACACAACAGGCAAAAAAAACUGUUUUUACAGCAUAAAUUAAUAUCUUUACAGCCUGGUACAAAAAGCAAAAUAGGUCUGAUUAGUUUACUGUCAUCACUGGCACAAACUGUACAGGGGGAGUAGUAUUCAGUAGGCGGUUUCGAAAGCAGCCAAUGUCUUAACUCACCAGAAGGAUCUAAAUAUUCCAACAGAUGACUGCUGUUGUAGGCCGCUGAAUCUCAAGCCAAAACGUCUACGAACUCAAAUUCAUUUCUGCCGGCCAGUUACAGAAAAAGUCAACAUCCCCCGUCACAAACACAUCAAUCAACAGCAAUAAUUUCAGAUUUCACUUUUUUUUUUCUCCACCUGCUUUGCUGCUGCAUUCCAGAGCUUGCAACACUUUCCCACUUUAGAUCUCCGUUUGGUAAACCAAAGCAACUUAACUUGCUGUGGAAGUUUGGAUCCUGAAUGCAUCCCAGAGAGUUCAGUAACCCGCUGCGUCACUGUGCCUGCAGUAUUGUUUACAGGGAUUUAAAAAUCACAUCAUUCAGUCAUGUCGUUUGAUAACAGAAUAUUUUAUCUGAGGACAGAGUUCAAUGUUGCUGAACUCGACGACAAACUUUUUUUCUAUCACAUUUUUAUUACAAAUGUUGUUGGUACAAAAACCUGAGAACUCAGCCAUUGUACUUUUCAUGUUUUUAUUGUUUACAGGUUCAUGAAAUGGAAGAGGUGAUCAUUAUACUGGGAGAACUGGUUUAUCUGUUAUCUGUGUGUGUGUGUGUGUGUGUGUGAGAGUGAGAGUCGUGUAUGUGUGUACAAGAGUCUGUCACAUCACUGCCUCUUGUCGAUUGAAAUGUUUUGAGAGAUUCUCAGAAUUCUAAAAGUUGUACAUAAAGAAAGGAAGUGUGACUUUUCAGAUGUUUUUUUUU
This is a messenger RNA of Labrus mixtus (cuckoo wrasse), 3837 nucleotides long. It is a transcript of the gene phactr1, whose product is annotated as phosphatase and actin regulator 1. The transcript is spliced from 13 exons. Lineage: Eukaryota; Metazoa; Chordata; Actinopteri; Labriformes; Labridae. The record is from RefSeq and is a predicted model, not a curated record. Bases 103 to 1932 code for a protein of 609 amino acids. Gene Ontology annotation, biological process: stress fiber assembly; cell motility. Gene Ontology annotation, molecular function: actin binding.